Molecule: messenger RNA, 3554 nt
Organism: Cladocopium goreaui
Lineage: Eukaryota; Dinophyceae; Suessiales; Symbiodiniaceae
Source: the annotation of a GenBank genome assembly
GCCCGGCCAUCUAAGUCCUGACUGCCCGGCUGGGCGUGCUCUUUUGCAAACAGCCACGCAUUUGAAAAGCCCGGCUCCUGUCUGUUCAUCUUGGAAGUUGGAGAUAGCAGCCGAGAACAAAGAUUGGGAAGCGCACAUUUUUGAGAUUGAGCUCUACAGUGGAGAUCAGAUGAUCUCAGGAGCAGGCAUGGGAACUGCUACCUCGGAUUGUGAGCGCUCGUCUCCAGAUGGUGCAUUUGAUGGGGACACCAGCACCAAAUGGGUCACUUGCUCCGGCGCAAAGGUCGGAAAGAGCGUGACAUACAAAUUGCACAGCCCCAAUGGCGUGACCAAGAUCAAGACCAUACAGUUCGGCAGUGCCAACAAUGCCAUUCCAAAGUUUGACUUGUACUGCUCAACUGAUGAUGUCACUUUCUCCUAUGUGUGGACGGCAGAUUUGGGAACCGGUGCUGGCACCAACGAAGCCACCUCAGGUCUUUCCGCGCCCAGUGAUGACAUGAUCGCCAGCUUCAGCCCCCCCACCACAACCACGACGACCAUGGACCCUGCGCUGCUGGCAAAACCCAGGAUAUUCCUCACUGCUGAGACACAUUCCAUGAACCUCGGUGGCAUUGCGGGAGCAGAUGCAAUUUGCACAGCUGAAGCUGGUCAAGCUGCGAAGGCCUUGUUGGUGGAUGACGCGGGCUGCGGUGGGGCACCAUGUCGCCGUGCAUCCGUAAAGCCCUGGCCGCCCACGGAGGGAAGGGUAGACUGGCCAUUGCUACCUCGGACCACCUACUACAACAAGGAUUGGACAAAGGAGGUGGUUACCACAGAUUGCCAUGCAUUGCUGGCAGGGAACAUGGUCAACGCAGUGACCAGCACUGGAUGCAGCAACCAAGUUACAGGCAUGAAUGCAGACUUCCAGACUAAGUCGGGUGCCACCUGUGAGAGUUACACCAGUGCAGAUCCAGCUGAUCAGAUGGUGGUGGGAUGGUCCUGUGCUGCCAAUGGCCCGGCAUUGGUGUACAACUGGGUGUAUCCCAAGGGAACUCAGUCCUGUGACAUCAAGAAGCAGUUCAUUUGCGUGACCACUCCGGACCUCACGGUUGAAGCAACAUGCGAUGAUUGGAAGGUUCUGCAGCUGGAGGACUAUCAGGCCUUCAUCUCUGGCUCUGGUAAGGCAGUGGUGUACGAGGGCCCCCGAUUGGCCUUGGUCAUCGCAGACUCCGCACGGUCUGCAGAAUUCAAUCCAGAUGUGAAUGAUGCUAAAACUACAGAGGCUAUGAAAGACAUUGUUUCCAAUUUGGAGAAGAUGCUCUACAUCUACGAUGAUGUGGUUGGAAUGAUUCCCAGGUACUAUACCGCUCCGGAUGCACGGCUGGAAGGUCGGAUUCCCCAAGAAAUAAACUUCCUGAACGCGGGGGGCUUGGCUAAUGCCGCCCGUGCUGGCGUUGCAGUGGGUCCCGACUUCGUCAGGAAGAUGUUGGAGAUGACCCUUCAAGGUCGACAGGUGAUUGACCACGUCUUUUUCUAUGAGAACUUCAGGAAUUACAUCUUUCCCAAUGUGUUCACCAAGGUUUUGGAUUACCACACUUCGGUGAGCUAUUGGAGCUCAGGUUGGGUGAAUCAGGGUUUCAUCAAUAUCUUCGGGUGUCUCACGUCUGUUGCCAUCACUCCACCGGUGGAAUUCAAUUACUUUGGAAAGAACCGGGAGGAGUUCAUGGCCAUGAUGGAAGAGAACUUGGUGAUCUAUGUCAGCAACUCAGAGUACAAUUUGGACAACACUUUCAUGCAAGACUUCCUUCCCUGGGCCUCCCACAGCAGCCUUGACAAUCUGUAUUCAGGACUCAACUCAUUCCUCUUCCGGAAAUGUGGUGGCGUCAAUUUCUUGAAGGGUUUCUUUGGCGCUUUGGAGGGCCUGCUAGUCCGUGCUCCCGACGGAAAAGGUGACUACGAAACUGCCAUGGAGAACUACUACAUCGCUGCAAGCAUUGGUGCGAAUGCAGACCUCAAGGAUUUCUUUACAGGCGAGUUGAAGUGGCACCUGCGACCUGCAGCUUUGGCAGAAGUUCACGCCAAAGGUUUGACAACGAUGAGCCUGUCAGCGACCACAACGACGACCACCACGACGGUGGCAGUGGCUCCUGUCUGUUCAUCUUGGAAGUUGGAGAUAGCAGCCGAGAACAAAGAUUGGGAGGCGCACAUUUUUGAGAUUGAGCUCUACAGUGGAGAUCAGAUGAUCUCAGGAGCAGGCAUGGGCAUUGCUACCUCGGAUUGUGAGCGCUCGUCUCCAGAUGGUGCAUUUGAUGGGGACACCAGCACCAAAUGGGUCACUUGCUCCGGCGCAAAGGUCGGAAAGAGCGUGACAUACCAAUUGCACAGCCCCAAUGGCGUGACCAAGGUCAAGACCAUACAAUUCGGCAGUGCCAACAAUGCCAUUCCAAAGUUUGACUUGUACUGCUCAACUGAUGAUGUCACUUUCUCCUAUGUGUGGACGGCAGAUUUGGGAACCGGUGCUGGUACCAACGAAGCCAUCUCUGGCCUUGCUCCUCCCCCAUUACCAGCCACUCCUCCCCCCACUGUGGCGCCUGUCUGUUCAUCUUGGAAGUUGGAGAUAGCAGCCGAGAACAAAGAUUGGGAAGCGCACAUUUUUGAGAUUGAGCUCUACAGUGGAGAUCAGAUGAUCUCAGGAGCAGGCAUGGGAACUGCUACCUCGGAUUGUGAGCGCUCGUCUCCAGAUGGUGCAUUUGAUGGGGACACCAGCACCAAAUGGGUCACUUGCUCCGGCGCAAAGGUCGGAAAGAGCGUGACAUACCAAUUGCACAACCCCAAUGGCGUGACGAAGAUCAAGACCAUACAAUGGGGCAGUGCCAACAAUGCCAUUCCAAAGUUUGACUUGUACUGCUCAACUGAUGAUGUCACUUUCUCCUACGUGUGGACGGCAGAUUUGGGAACCGGUGCUGGUACCAACGAAGCCAUCUCUGGCCUUGCUCCUCCCCCAUUACCAGCCACUCCUCCCCCCACUGUGGCGCCUGUCUGUUCAUCUUGGAAGUUGGAGAUAGCAGCCGAGAACAAAGAUUGGGAAGCGCACAUUUUUGAGAUUGAGCUCUACAGUGGAGAUCAGAUGAUCUCAGGAGCAGGCAUGGGCAUUGCUACCUCGGAUUGUGAGCGCUCGUCUCCAGAUGGUGCAUUUGAUGGGGACACCAGCACCAAAUGGGUCACUUGCUCCGGCGCAAAGGUCGGAAAGAGCGUGACAUACCAAUUGCACAACCCCAAUGGCGUGACGAAGAUCAAGACCAUACAAUGGGGCAGUGCCAACAAUGCCAUUCCAAAGUUUGACUUGUACUGCUCAACUGAUGAUGUCACUUUCUCCUACGUGUGGACGGCAGAUUUGGGAACCGGUGCUGGUACCAACGAAGCCAUCUCUGGCUUGACGUCACCUUGAACAUCAGAGAGGAGUAACACAAAAGUUGAAUAAAUUAUCGGCAGAAGGCAAAAAAAAUGUCUUACAAGUUUGAGCUGCAAAUGUUUCCUGUGUGCUCAAUGGAUUACGUCAAGUGCGAUGCUCUGAU